AGGUAGAGUUAUCGGCUAGUCCGCGCACAGUGAGCUCUUCUCUCUUCAGCAAGUUCAGUUCUCUGCAGCAUCUAUCAAUGGCGUCCGUACUCAAUACGGUGCCGUCCGCUAGAUUUUCGAACCCUAACGCCAACCGAGUUCGUACUCACUCCGUUUUGGCGCCGAUUUCCGUUUCGUUUUCCAGGAGGAGAUUUACAGUUAGGGCUGCAGAGACUGAUACGAAUGAAGAAAUUAAAUCUCAGGCGGCACCGGAUAAGGCACCGGCGAGUGGUGGUUCGAGCUUUAAUCAGCUUCUUGGAAUCAAAGGAGCUUCUCAAGAAACUAAUAAAUGGAAGAUUCGUCUUCAGCUAACCAAGCCUGUUACUUGGCCUCCUUUGGUAUGGGGAGUAGUUUGCGGAGCUGCUGCAUCCGGAAAUUUUCAUUGGAAUUUGGAGGAUGUUGCCAAAUCUAUACUUUGUAUGUCAAUGUCUGGCCCUUUUCUCACUGGCUACACACAGACACUAAAUGAUUGGUAUGACCGAGAGAUUGAUGCAAUCAAUGAGCCAUAUCGUCCAAUUCCCUCGGGGGCAAUAUCUGAGAAUGAGGUUAUUACUCAAAUCUGGGUACUGCUUUUAGGAGGUCUUGUCUCGGCUGGUAUAUUGGAUGUGUGGGCAGGACAUGAUUUCCCAAUAGUCUUUUACCUUGCUCUGGGUGGAUCCUUGCUAUCGUACAUUUACUCUGCUCCACCUCUAAAGCUUAAACAAAAUGGAUGGAUUGGAAAUUUUGCGCUUGGAGCAAGUUAUAUCGGUUUGCCAUGGUGGGCUGGUCAGGCAUUAUUUGGAACCCUUACACCUGACAUAAUUGUCCUCACACUCCUGUACAGCAUUGCCGGAUUGGGGAUUGCUAUUGUAAAUGACUUCAAAAGUGUUGAAGGAGAUAGAGCACUGGGACUUCAGUCACUCCCCGUAGCUUUUGGUUCUGAAACUGCAAAAUGGAUUUGCGUGGGUGCCAUCGACAUAACUCAGCUAUCGAUUGCUGGUUAUCUGCUAGGGGCUGGUAAACCAUACUAUGCAUUAGCUCUAGUUGCUUUGAUAGCUCCCCAAGUCUUUUUCCAGUUCAAGUAUUUUCUCAAAGACCCUGUCAAGUAUGAUGUUAAAUAUCAGGCCAGCGCGCAGCCAUUUCUUGUACUUGGUCUUCUGGUAACAGCUUUAGCAACCAGUCAUUGAUAUUUCAAACAGACAUGGCGCUUUGGAAAGAGAGAGAGAGAAAAGAAAGUAAACAACACACCACCAAAUGCACAACUCUGCCAGUCGGAUAGAACAGCUAGUGCUCAUGUAUGUCUUGCCUUGUUGAAAGGAAGUUUUGCGUGAAAGCAAUAUAUUUUUCCGCUAGUUUUUUUCUUUACUCAGUGUCACAAUAGGAAGUUUUUGUUGUAUAUAUGGUACUUGUGAUUUCAAUCAACUAAAAACCAUUGCGAAAGAAGAAACCUGCUAUAUUUCCCAAUUACCCUGCCUCCGUUAUUUUAAUAAAGUGCUCCUCAUACUUCGACUUUGUUUCA
Molecule: messenger RNA, 1537 nt
Organism: Rosa rugosa (rugosa rose)
Lineage: Eukaryota; Viridiplantae; Streptophyta; Magnoliopsida; Rosales; Rosaceae
Product: chlorophyll synthase, chloroplastic
Exons: 15
Coding region: 78-1205 (375 amino acids)
Biological process (GO): chlorophyll biosynthetic process
Cellular component (GO): membrane
Molecular function (GO): chlorophyll synthetase activity
Source: RefSeq, a predicted model, not a curated record